AUGUGUCUGCCAUAUCUAGUCAUGUGUCUGCCAGAUCUGAUCAUGCGUCUGCCAGAUCUAGUCGUGUGUCUGUCAGAUCUGGUUAUGUGUCUGCCAGAUGUAGUCACGUGUCUGCCAGAUCUGGUCAUGUGUCUGCCAGAUUUGGUCAUGUGUCUGCCAGAUCUAGUCAUGUGUCUGCCAUAUCAAGUCAUGUGUCUGCCAGAUCUAGUCAUGUGUCUGCCAGAUCUGGUCAUGUGUCUGCCAGAUCUAGUCGUGUGUCUGCCAGAUCUGGUUAUGUGUCUUCCAGAUUUGUUCAAGUGUUUGCCAGAUCUGGUCAAUUGUCUGCCAGAUCUAGUCAUGUGUCUGCCAGAUCUAGUCAUGUGUCUGCCAGAUCUUGUCAUGUGUCUGCUAGAUCUAGUCAUGUGUCUGCCAGGUCUAGUCAUGUACAUGCCAGAUCUAAUCACGUGUCUGCAAGAUCUGUUCAUUUGUCUGCCAGAUCUAGUCAUGUGUCUGCUAGAUCUAGUCAUGUGUCUGCCAGAUCUAGUCAUGUGUCUGCCAGAUCUAUUCACGUAUCUGCAAGAUCUGGUGAUUUUUCUGCCAGAUCUAGUCAUGUGUCUGCCAGAUCUUGUCAUAUGUCUGCCAGAUCUAGUCAUGUGUCUAACAGAUCUGGUCGUGUGUCUGCCAGAUCUGGUUAUGUGUCUUCCAGAUCUGUUCAAGUGUCUGCCAGAUCUGGUCAAUUGUCUGCCAGAUCUAGUCAUGUGUCUGCCAGAUCUAUUCAUGUGUCUGGCAGAUCUUGUCAUGUGUCUGCUAGAUCUAGUCUUGUGUCUGCCAGAUCUAGUCAUGUGUCUGCCAGAUCUGGUCAUAUGUCUACCAUAUCUGGUCAUGUAUCUGCCAGAUCUAGUCAUGUGUCUACCAGAUCUUGUCAUGUGUCUGCCAGAUCUAGUCAUUUGUCUGCCAUAUGUAGUCAUGUGUCUGCCAGAUCUCGUCAUGUGUCUGCCAGAUCUGGUCAUGUAUCUGCCAGACCUAGUCAUAUGA
Symsagittifera roscoffensis is the source of this 1014-nucleotide messenger RNA. RefSeq lists its product as uncharacterized. The transcript has a single exon. The coding region runs from base 1 to 1014 and encodes 337 amino acids. The record is from RefSeq and is a predicted model, not a curated record. Lineage: Eukaryota; Metazoa; Xenacoelomorpha; Acoela; Convolutidae.